Molecule: messenger RNA, 645 nt
Organism: Oppiella nova
Lineage: Eukaryota; Metazoa; Arthropoda; Arachnida; Sarcoptiformes; Oppiidae
Source: the annotation of a GenBank genome assembly
AUGGCCACAACACUGUCAUCGCAUGCCGUGUACUACCCGUCGCCUAAUGAUCGCCGAUCUGCCACUCAGUUGACAGAAGAGGAGCAGAUAAAGAUCGCGCAGAGAAUGGGUUUAAUACAACACUUACCCACCGGUGUCUUCGAUGGCAGCAAAAAGAAUAGGGAGUAUGUAGUGGUUGGGUGUGUCAUAUGUAUGGGUGAAUUCCUGAUCUCUGAGCCCAUCCGGUUCCUGCCCUGUAUGCAUAUAUACCACACGGACUGCAUCGACGACUGGCUCAUGAGGUCGUUCACGUGUCCGUCAUGUCUGGAACCGGUGGACGCGGCCCUACUGUCCACUUAUCAAACCGAUUAACGCAAACCAAUAGCUCUUAUAUCUCGGACUCAUUAUCUCUGAUGGGAAUCGUAUCGCAAUUCUUCUCUCAUUACUUCAGUGCUUACUAUCGGGUCAUAAACGCUAUCAUUCCUUAAGAGAUGUCAUCCAAAUGUGCGACAGAUGUCGAGUCGAUGAAUGAAUUUGAAGGCAAUUAAUGUGUUCUAGUCUUGGAUUAUCUCAUGAGUGCGAGGAGUUGGUCGCCAAUUGUUACCUUAGAUUUAAAAGUGAUAUAUAAUUGAAGUUAAAUAUAAAUAUAUAUUGAAUACGAUUAAC